AUGCUGUCAGACAAGCUGCUAGAUCUAUUCGCCCUCCACAAAACGGAGGAAGCUCUGACCAAUGUCAAUCUCUACAAGCUCUUGGUCUUCACUCUCGCCCUAGUACUCAUCGCAAUCAUCAUCGACUAUGGCUACAUGCUAUGGCUUCGCUCCAAGAUGCCUCCGGGCCCCUUCCCGUGGCCCAUCAUAGGCAACACCUUCUCUUUACCAGAGAACAAGCCAUGGAUUUAUUUCGAAGAGCUCUCCAAGAAGUAUGAGACGCCACUGAUCACCUUUUGGAUAGGCCGUAACCCAACAAUCUGGAUCAACGACGCCUGGUGCGCCCACGAAAUCCUCGAAAAGAAAGCGCAGAUCUACGCCUCCCGCCCCCGCAUGGUCGUCUUCGGCGAACUCGGCACCGGCCAAAACAACCUUGUUACCAUGCGCAUCCUGAACAACAAUGACCGCGACCACUGGCGGAUUCACCGCAAGUUGAUGCACCUGGGUGUCGGCAUCCAGUCCGUCCGGGGGUAUCGAGAGAUCCAGAACAACGAGAGCAAAGUCGUUGCCUUGGAUUACUUGCGUGAGCCAAAGGAAUAUGUCAAGCAUUUGGAGCGGUACGCGACCAGUGUUGUCAGUAUCAUUGCGUUUGGGAGGAGGGUAGCGAGUUACAAUGACCCGAUUAUCACGGAGGUGAUUGCGUUGAUGCAGUUAGCUGCUGAUUUGAAUGUGCCGGGGAAGAGGUUUCCCAUGUUGCUUGAAACUUUUCCUUUCCUCGCCCGCUUCCCCCGCUGGCUCCCCUUCUUCCGCGGCACCAACUACCGCAGCGGCGGCCGCAGCGGCCAAAAAGGCGGGGGUGGGCACUACUUCUUCCACUCCCUCGCCCUCGAAGCCCUCGCCCAAUACGAAUCCAAGUCCCCCCUCGCCAAAGCCUCCAUGCCCACCCCCUACAUCAAAACCCUCAUGGACGCCUCCCGCCAAUACUCCCUUCCCGAAUCCGAGCUCUCCUCCCUUACGGGUAACCUCUUCGGCGCCGGCUCCGACACCUCCUCCUCAACCCUCAUCACCUUCAUGCUCUCCUGCCUUGCCUUCCCCGACGCCAUGCACAAAGCCCAAUCGGAACUCGACCGCGUCCUUGGCCCCGCUGGCCGCUCUCCCCACUGGGACGACGCGCCCAAUUUACCCUACAUUAACGCCUACGUGAAGGAAGUCCUCCGUUGGCGCUCCGUCGCUAUCAUCGGCGGCCAACCGCACUCUAAUACCUCACCAGACUAUUACAAAGGGUACUUCAUCCCGCCGCAUAGCUGGGUGCAGGGCAACGUGUGGGCCAUCCACCACCAUGAGCGCGAGUUCCCGGACCCAGACAGGUUUUAUCCGGAUCGGUAUCUGCCGGGGAAUGAUCACCACCGACCGUUUCCGGGAGAAAAGGGGUACAUGACGUUUGGAUGGGGACGAAGGGUUUGUUCGGGGCAGGCGCUGGCGGAGCAGGGGACGUGGAUUACGGUGGCGAGACUGUUGUGGGGGUUUACGAUUGAAAAGUAUAGAGACCCGGAGACGGGGAAGGAGGAGGAGGUGGAUAUCUUUGCGUAUACGAAUGGGUUGAAUAUGCGACCGCAGCCGUUUCGGUGUGAGAUUGUACCGAGAAGUGAGGAGAUUAGGAAGAUGGUGGUCAGGGAGGGGGAGCAGGCGUUGAGGGAUCUGAAAGUGUUCGAUGGGGAGAGUAGGUAUCGGAUGAGCACGUUUUACCAGCAGAAAAAGAGGGAGGUGGCGGAGAUGCCCGAGUUUGAUGAAAAGGGGAAUAUCAAGAUGGUGAAGGUGAAGUGA
This is a messenger RNA of Neurospora tetrasperma FGSC 2508, 1803 nucleotides long. RefSeq lists its product as uncharacterized. Gene Ontology annotation, molecular function: iron ion binding; monooxygenase activity; oxidoreductase activity, acting on paired donors, with incorporation or reduction of molecular oxygen. The transcript has 3 exons. The coding region runs from base 1 to 1803 and encodes 600 amino acids. The record is from RefSeq and is a predicted model, not a curated record. Lineage: Eukaryota; Fungi; Ascomycota; Sordariomycetes; Sordariales; Sordariaceae.